GUAAAGGCUGGAUGAAGGCAGAACUCGCCGUCUCCACCUUUUGGCCCAAUGAAUAUCAGAUCUGCAUGGGAGACGAUGGCGCGAUGCAGAGCGCUGUCUGUGAUUGUGCACGGGGGAUGUACAAAUGCAGCCACGCUGCAGCAUUGGCAAUAUUUGCCAUGUGGCAGAUCAGCUCCACAGAUGUUGAGUGCCAGUGGAGGAAGCCUGGCACUUCCAAAGUAGUCCAGCCGGUGUCUCAACUCUAUCAACAGCAAGAGGAGACAUACAACCCACUGGCCAGAGACAUCGCCACUCAGGAUGUAGACUGGUUCAGGUCUGCACUGAGGGGCACACAGUGUGGCAUGGCAUGGCUUUUAUCACCUGAGCCAGAGCCGCAGCCUCAACAUCAGGCCAUUGUCACCGUGCCGGAGCUGGUGAAGGAGCAUGGGGGUCGGGGGCUUGAGGCAAUUCUUGCCUCAAUGCGACUGACAAGAGACCGUAGGACAGCGGACAAAUCCCCAGUGGCAGUUACACAGACAGGACAGGUUGACAGCCAGCAAUUUUGGUGCUGUGCUGAGGUCGGGACUUUCAUCCACUCCAUGCGCGUCCCUCAUGAAGAGGGUGCUUGGGGGUUACAAUUUAGACGGAGUCAUGGCUGUCAACUGGGGAGUUGUAAAUGAGGCCGAAGGGGUGAAGGCUUUUGUGCAGGCCUAUCGGGUGACAGUGAUCGACGCUGGUCUCUUUGUGAGUGAGUCGGGUGUUUUGGGAGCAUCACCCGAUGGACUUGUGCAGCCAUCUGCCCUGCUGGAGGUGAAGUGUCCACACAGCCAGAGGAACAUGACCAUCGCGGAGGCAGUCCAGUUACCAUCCUUCUGUCUCCGUGAGGAGGGUGGGUCUUAUGUUCUCAAGGAGAAUCACCCAUACUGGCACCAGGUCCAAGGGCAGCUGCACAUCACAGACCGGAGUAUCUGCUAUUUUGUUGUGUGGACCACGAAGGAGGCGAUCAUCAUCCCCAUCAACAAAGACCCUGCAUGGCAUGGAAAUCGCCUCCUCCUGGAGAACACUACACUCAGCAUAUGCUCCCUGUGUUGGCCAGUAGAGAGGAGGACAUAUAAAUAAACACACACACACACACACACGAUAUGUAACUAAUAAACAAUAAAUCCCAUGUUGUUGAAAAAGUAA
Molecule: messenger RNA, 1164 nt
Organism: Gymnodraco acuticeps
Lineage: Eukaryota; Metazoa; Chordata; Actinopteri; Perciformes; Bathydraconidae
Exons: 2
Coding region: 12-659 (215 amino acids)
Molecular function (GO): zinc ion binding
Source: RefSeq, a predicted model, not a curated record